CCUUCUUUUCCUUUUGCAGAAAUCAGUCCUGAUUGAGCAUGGCAUCCGGAGGCUGACGUUCCUUGUGGCACAGAAGGACUUCAGGAAACAGGUCAACUGUGAGGUGGAUCAGAGAUUUCAUAGGGAAUUUCCAAAGUUCUUCACGUUCCGUGCCAGGGAUAAGUUUGAAGAAGACAGAAUCUACCGCCAUCUGGAGCCAGCUCUGGCUUUUCAGCUGGAGCUGAACCGAAUGCGAAACUUUGACCUCACUGCCAUUCCGUGUGCCAACCAUAAAAUGCAUCUCUACCUGGGGGCAGCUAAAGUUGAAGUAGGAACAGAAGUGACAGACUACAGGUUCUUUGUGAGGGCCAUUAUAAGGCAUUCAGACCUGGUUACCAAGGAAGCCUCCUUCGAGUAUCUGCAAAACGAGGGAGAGCGAUUGCUUUUGGAAGCCAUGGAUGAGUUGGAGGUGGCAUUUAAUAAUACCAACGUGCGCACUGACUGCAAUCACAUCUUCUUAAAUUUUGUGCCUACUGUCAUCAUGGACCCAUCCAAGAUCGAGGAAUCCGUGCGGAGCAUGGUGAUGCGCUACGGGAGCCGCCUGUGGAAGCUCCGCGUCCUCCAGGCCGAGCUGAAGAUCAACAUUCGGCUGACGCCAACAGGAAAGGCCAUCCCCAUUCGGCUCUUCCUGACCAACGAGUCGGGCUACUACCUGGACAUCAGCCUGUACAAAGAGGUGACGGACUCCAGGACAGCGCAGAUUAUGUUCCAGGCCUAUGGGGAUAAACAGGGACCACUUCAUGGGAUGCUGAUAAAUACCCCAUACGUGACCAAGGACCUUCUUCAAUCCAAGAGAUUCCAGGCACAGUCUUUAGGGACAUCCUAUGUCUAUGACAUUCCUGAGAUGUUUCGGCAGUCUUUAAUUAAACUCUGGGAUUCUAUGAAUGAACAUGCAUUCCUGCCAACACCGCCGCUGCCGUCUGACAUACUGACGUACACUGAAUUGGUGUUGGAUGAUCAGGGCCAGCUCGUGCACAUGAACAGGCUGCCAGGAGGAAACGAGAUUGGGAUGGUAGCCUGGAAAAUGACCCUCAAAACCCCGGAGUAUCCUGAAGGCCGUGAUAUCAUCGUCAUUGGCAAUGACAUUACGUACAGGAUAGGUUCUUUUGGGCCUCAGGAGGAUGUGCUGUUCCUGAGGGCUUCAGAGCUUGCUCGAACUCACGGCAUCCCCCGCAUCUACGUGGCUGCCAACAGCGGAGCCAGGAUUGGUUUGGCUGAGGAGAUCCGGCACAUGUUCCACGUUGCAUGGGAAGACCCAGAUGACCCAUACAAAGGAUACAAGUACUUGUACCUGACACCUCAAGACUAUAAGAAAGUCAGUGCUCUGAACUCAGUUCACUGUGAACAUGUGGAGGACAACGGAGAGUCCAGGUAUAAGAUAACAGAUAUUAUCGGGAAGGAAGACGGACUUGGAAUAGAGAACCUCAGAGGAUCUGGCAUGAUUGCUGGAGAAUCAUCUUUAGCCUACGAGAGUAUUAUCACCAUCAACUUGGUUACGUGUCGGGCAAUUGGAAUUGGAGCUUACCUCGUUCGGUUAGGGCAGAGGACUAUCCAGGUUGAGAAUUCUCACAUAAUCCUGACUGGCUGUGGAGCCCUCAACAAGGUAAGAGUUUACACUUCAGCCUUCAGAGCUAUGUGGGAUGAGUGGCUGCUUCUGUGAGUUCUGCCUGACACU
Messenger RNA from Meleagris gallopavo (turkey), 1714 nucleotides. The record is from RefSeq and is a predicted model, not a curated record. Lineage: Eukaryota; Metazoa; Chordata; Aves; Galliformes; Phasianidae.